Molecule: messenger RNA, 3159 nt
Organism: Harpegnathos saltator (Jerdon's jumping ant)
Lineage: Eukaryota; Metazoa; Arthropoda; Insecta; Hymenoptera; Formicidae
Exons: 9
Coding region: 8-3121 (1037 amino acids)
Biological process (GO): protein ubiquitination
Cellular component (GO): Cul4-RING E3 ubiquitin ligase complex
Source: RefSeq, a predicted model, not a curated record
ACUCCUUAUGAUAUCUGCGCCCGUCGCGCCACUGAGAGCCUUUUCAUCUUCCACCGCCGAGGAGUACUCACGACUCACGCGCGCUGCUGAGCGAGGUUAUUUAAAAAUGGCGGACGCGUCGUCUUCCGACACUACCUCAGACUGUUGCAACGAGUGUUUCUCUGACAUUACAUCGGAAAAAUCUGAAUACGUCGUGGUGGGUAGGAAGCCGUGUCCGUCUCAUCGACGUAGCAAACGGCAUUUUCUGCAGAAGCUGUUGAUAAGAGAGAUGAGAGGAUGUCUCUCAGCGCACAAUUAUGCAUCAGAAGAAAGACUGUUUGCAACAGUACCUAAGUGGCGACAUUUGUCUUUGUUACACGUAAUGCCAAAGUCGGCAUUGGAAGCAGGGCAUAUUAUUAUGGGAUUAACACAAUGUGGUCAAUUUCUGCUCACAUAUACAUACACGCUGGAGGUCAGUAACACAUCCCUGUAUAGAUACCUGCUGCAUUGGUGGGCUUUCACACCGAAUCGUGUUGCUCGAAAAGUUGCUGAAGUUACAUUGUUUGGCAAUUAUACAAUUUAUAGAGAAUUAAGCAUAGUUAUAUCACAGUGGCCAAUGGAGCGUAAUAAGCUUGUGAUACAUGGCCUUUGUACAAAUUUCUUACCGUUACAACUGACUGAUAGAGCGUAUUUAACGAUAACGACAGUGCCGUCUCUCGAGAACUGUAAGGAUUGCUUAAAGGUUGCUGCAGCAUAUGAGGAAGAGGGUGAAGAACUAGCUGCAAACUGGGACAGCUGCGUGCGAUGUAAUUGCCUGCAGCAUGGACUCACAGUGCACACCACGUAUGAAGUUAUUUCACCAUAUCCAAAAUUUCGGGCCACAGUAUGCUUGAACUACUGGAACCACGUAGUGGUCAAUACGGGGAAUUUCUUGCAUGUGCUCAGAGUGGACUUGAAUAUACCCAAGUCGAAGAAUCAGAAAGCCUGCGACAAGCAAGAUUCCGUGGUCCCGGAUACAAUUCCACUGGAUAUGAGUGACGUCGAGGAGACGGACUACUCGAGGACAGAGCGAUACGAAAGUUCAGACGAGAAGGUGGGCACGCCAGAAUGCUCGAUCGACCGGUCUCCCAAAUGCGAAUCAAUCGUGGAGCAGGACUUCCUGGACGAGCCAGCGAUUAAGCUAGAUGAUAAGUUAGGACGUGAUUUACCGUUAAAUACCUCGAGCAGCAAUCAAAGCGACUGUGUCUGUGAUAUAAGUAAGUCUACCGACGCUUUAAGUGUUAAGUCGUGCGAAUGCACGGACGAAUGCAAGUGUAACCGGAGUAACAGCAGUCCCGUGUCGCGCGUCAACGAGCAAACUGCCAUAUCGGUCCGCGACAAGAUCCUGCAGGACUUCUGCGAGGACAUGACGCAGGAGCUCAACAUCGGUAACGAUCUCAUCACGCUGGUGAAGCAUCCGUCGUGCUCGCCUCGCUCGACGCCGCAGAGAUUACCAGCCGAUCUCAAGGCGAUGACGUCGUGGUCGUCGCCGAUCCUCACUCCGCCCUCGGAUAUCCUGCGCACCCGCAACUCGGAAUCUAGUCAGCACAAAGUCACCCAGCGUGCGGCGAGCCAACGUCCGAGUUCGCCGCAGCCGGGCGCGUCUCAGGACAACAGUAGCGGUAACGUGGCUUCCAUAAAUUCGCCGCUGCAGUCCGUGUCGAUCAGUCCCUCUUCUUCGUGCUCGCCUCGCCUGAUGUCACCGCCAAUCACGCGCUCCUUCCGUCAACCAAGUCCGCGCAAGAGAUCGAGCUUACAUUCACCGCCGCCCGCCAUCGUGAACACGACGCAGUCCAGGACCACCCGAGCGACGCACAAGCUUAUCCUCGAGGCGGAGAAGGCGUACGAGUUUACCGACGAAGCGCAAGAGAUGUGUGAGAAACUCAGCUCGUUUAGGAAACGUAGACUCGCUGACAAAAAGUACGAGUUCUGCGACGAAGCGGAAGACGCGGAGAAUAUAGUUCCUUUCAAGCACAUACGCGAUCAAUUCAGGCAUCGCACGUGUUCUAUACACCAGAUACCCUCUUCCCCAGCGAUGUCGCCGGUAUUGCCGAACGGUAGGAGGCAUUGGGUUGACUCGGAUCAGAGCGAGUCGGAUGAACUGAAUCUCAAUCAGGACAUCAGUAUAGCGAAUGACUUGUCAAAUUCCGAGACAGCCGAGAAAAACGUACUUCGGCCGUUGAACCAGAAUCAGUUGUCCAACGGAAGCGUAUACAGAGAUCGCGUUGGCAAGUGUUGUCCGAGUUUCUCCCCGUUAGUUCCUCGAAAUAACUUGCAAUAUCCUACAAUAAAAUGCACCGCGUGUUUCAAACGGAGCUAUAUAGAGCUCGACGACGAGAUGAUAUCGGUGAUCACAGACGUGGAAGAUGAAGAGACAGGAGGGUAUGUGAGUUACCAAUGUGUGCUUCCAAUGCAUGUGCAUGGUUCCGGUUAUGUUCAGAUGCAAAUGAUCAGCAACAGUAAAGCGGAAAAACUGAUAGUUCCGAUAGUCUCUAUAACUCAACUGAGUUUCGAUAUUGAGACUUUCUCUCACCAUAUAGCAGAUUGGAUCUGCACGAGAUUCAAAAAGAAGUAUUGGCAUUGCAGCGACUACGACAUCGAGAUUAUCGAUGUAUGCGCACUUAGCGGUGACAUAAUAUGUUUGCAUAUAAUGAAGAUCCAAGCGAGUGAAUUAUGUAGUCAGACACAAUGUUCGCAAGAGAGAAAGCUAUAUGAAGUCGGAUGUAAGUUUACAUGGAACAUCGAUACAAGCCAAUAUAGAAUAACGGACGUAUUGCCGAUGGAGGAAGUGAAACCAGAAUCUUUCAAGCAGAGUCUCACGGAUGUACCGAACUUUCGUAGUCCGUUGUGGAAUCCGACGCGUCGCUUGGCUGCGCAGUUACGCGAGAAAAUCCAGCAACCGUAUGCGCACACUGUACGUUUUCUUCAUAAUGAGAUGAGCUUAACAGGUUGGUAUGUCUUCGAGAGUUCAUUAUUUUCUGUUAGAAACAGUUUAGCGUACCCCAAAUCGAUUACAGGCGAAUCUAUAACCAAGCUCACCGAUCUGGACAAUCUGGUGCAGUUCUACAUCACGCCGAUACCAAACGACGCCUUAAUAGAGUGAAGAGACUAAGAGUUAUUAUACUUCUUCAUUGCAAACAA